Molecule: messenger RNA, 3024 nt
Organism: Sinocyclocheilus anshuiensis
Lineage: Eukaryota; Metazoa; Chordata; Actinopteri; Cypriniformes; Cyprinidae
Product: double-stranded RNA-specific editase B2-like
Exons: 10
Coding region: 383-2506 (707 amino acids)
Biological process (GO): RNA processing; adenosine to inosine editing
Cellular component (GO): cytoplasm; nucleolus
Molecular function (GO): double-stranded RNA binding; tRNA-specific adenosine deaminase activity; double-stranded RNA adenosine deaminase activity
Source: RefSeq, a predicted model, not a curated record
UGAGUUCGCACGCCCGCAUGGGAUGGGAUGGGAUGAGGGGUGUGUCAUUGGUCGUGAUGUCAGAGCGCAAGGACUCUCAUGAUUGGCUCUAAUUAGAAUCUGCAGCAGCAAAUAGACACACGUCCUGCAUGAUUGGAUUCAAAGUGGUUGGUGCCAAAAAGCGCAGAGAGGCGCAGGAGCUCCAAGCGCGGGUGGAGGACGCUGCGCUCCAAAUACGGUCAGACAGGCGAGCAGCACUUUUAGCUUGUUACCGAGAGCUUAUUAGAAGAGUGUGAGGCGGAAUAAGACGCAGCUGAUAUACCCGGAGCGUUUCGCGUGCGCAACUGCAGCACGGCAACUUCAGAAACAUCAAGCAGGGCAAGUUCGCCAAAAUCUGAGCACCAUGGCAUCGGUCUCCAGCAGCCAGGUCAAAUGCAAGUUCAAGAGAAGGAGGAGGAGGAGGUCCAAGCGAAAAGAGAAACUGAACAUGUUGUCUGCACUGAUCGCCCCCUACAAGUACAUGAGCCCAGCAGCCAAUUGCACAGAAGACGAGGACACAUUGAGCACCAGUAGUACUGAGGUCAAGGAGAACCGUAACACGGGAAAUUUGGAAGAUUGCGCUAUUGUUCCAUCAGACUGCCAAACACUCUUCCUGUCCGAUGCGCCCAGGGAUGGGGCAUCUGGCUUCAAGCGAAAGCGACCUUUAGAGGAAGACAAUAACGGACACUUGCGCAAAUUGCGUCUGUACUGCAAGAAACUGGCAUGGUCUGAUGCACCAAAGAACGCUCUGGUCCAGUUGAACGAGCUGAGACCGGGUCUACAGUAUCUGAUGGUCUCUCAGACAGGACCAGUGCACGCGCCUCUCUUUUCCAUCGCCGUGGAAGUUAACGGACUGACGUUUGAGGGCACCGGCCCUACGAAGAAAAAGGCUAAGAUGAAGGCAGCCGAGAUGGCCCUGAAGUCCUUCAUCCAGUUUCCCAAUGCCUCGCAAGCUCACUUGGCCAUGGGCGGCCUGAGCAACCCCGCGGCCGACUUCACCUCGGACCAGGCCGACUUCCCAGACACGCUGUUCAAAGGCUUCGAGCCUGACGGCUGCCGCUCUGCCGAGAGCGAGUUACUGUCUAGCGCCCUCCGUUUGCGCCACACACUGGACUUGAUGGUGGUGCAGGCCAGGCAAGGAGAUCCCUGCCUCCCCCCACCUCCGGUAACCACCACCCAGCCCAGCCCGGUCGUCCUGCUCAAUGACCUGCGGCCCGGCCUGCGAUACGCCUGCCUGUCGGAGCGUGUUCAGGGCAAACAGGCACACCGCAGCUUCGUCAUGGCCGUUCGAGUGGAUGGCAGGAUAUUCGAGGGCUCAGGUCGCACUUUUUCUCUCCCCAAGUAUGCACAUGAGUUUGCGGAUGCGAUAUUCCACCUGGUGCGAGAGAAAUACACAGAGCUGGCCGGCUGCUCCUCGCUGCUGCAUGCGCGUCACAAAGGCCUGGCGGGCAUCGUCAUGACCAGAGGUCUGGAUCUGAGACAGGCCCAAGUGGUGGCGCUAUCGACCGGCACUAAAUGCAUUAAUGGAGAGUAUAUCAGUGACCAGGGUCUGGUGGUCAAUGACUGUCAUGCUGAAAUCACCACCAGACGAGCCCUGCUGCGCUUCCUGUACUCCCAACUAGAGUUACACCUCAGCAAAAGGAAAGAGGACUGGGAGCAAUCGAUCUUCGUACGGCACAAAGAUUCCUGUUUGAGACUCCGAGAGAACGUCCUCUUCCACAUGUACAUCAGUACGUCGCCCUGCGGUGAUGGCCGUGUCAACUCGCCGUAUGAAAUCACCUCCGAUUUGCACAGCAACAGACACUUGUUGAAGAAGUUUCACAGCCACCUACGGACAAAGAUUGAAUCAGGGGAGGGUACGCUGCCCUUGAAGUCCACAGGUCCCUUUCAGACGUGGGACGGAGUCCUUCAAGGAGAACAUCUCAUCACCAUGUCAUGCACCGACAAGAUUUCCAGGUGGAAUGUGCUCGGCCUGCAGGGGGCGUUGCUUAGUCAUUUUGUGGAGCCGGUGUACCUGUACAGCCUGACGGUGGGCAGCCUAAGACACACGGGUCACUUCUCCAGGAUGAUGAACAACAGGUUGGAGAGAGUCGGUCCUCUGCCUACCUGCUACCAUCGUAACCAGCCUCUACUGAGCGGCCUGAGCAACAGCGACUGCAGGCAGCAGGGGAAGUCCGUGUGUUACAGUGUCAACUGGACGGCAGGUGACACCCAACUGGAGGUGCUCAACGCGUCUACUGGGAAGAGAAGAGACUCCGGGGCUCCGUCCAGACUUUGCAAGCAUGCGCUUUUUGCACGUUGGAUCAGACUCUAUCGCAAGCUGGUGGUCCGUGGGGCGAGUGGUAUGCCGCUGUACUGUGAAGCGAAGCAGGCGGCCGGCACCUACCAGACUGUGAAGCUGCAGUGGUUGAAGGGUCUACAGGAAGCAGGAUUAGGGACCUGGGUCAGAAAACCUCCCGAGCAGGAAAACUUCACUCUGACUGUAUGAGUGCGGAAGCCUGACCUCGUCACCAAAACCACCUUCACCUUGCAACCAGUCGCCACAGAAGCCCUAUUUCACCCCUAAAGUCAACAACAUCCCACUGCCAAAAAAUCUCCACAAGGAGAUGACAGGAGUCACGACUAGGUGGUAAACCUUGUUCUGUCAAACUUUCGCAAAAUGUUGCUACCAAGGUAAGGAUGAAGCACGGAAGAAUUUUGUACCUUGCCUUUUAUGGCUUCUGUAGGGAGGGGUACGGUUAGUGUUUUUUUCCAGACCAGUAAAGCGCAAACCGCCCCGCAGCCGAUUCUAUAGAUUUCAUUGGUCAUGUCAGUCACAAUGCUGAAUACUAACCCUUAACCUGAACCUGAGUAACCUAGCGUUGGAAGCACAUCCCCAGUACAUAGCAUUACUAUUUGUUGCAAUUAAAUCCCUGCCAAAAGUCUGGACUUUUAUUCAGGUUGACUUUGUGAUAGGGUUGACCAAUGACAUAGACUGAGUGGAGGGAUUUGCGCUUAACUGAUAUA